Molecule: messenger RNA, 423 nt
Organism: Cetraspora pellucida
Lineage: Eukaryota; Fungi; Glomeromycota; Glomeromycetes; Diversisporales; Gigasporaceae
Source: the annotation of a GenBank genome assembly
AUGAUUGUCAAUCCUGCACGUGGUCCCUUCCACUUCCGCGCACCUUCCAAGAUCAUAUUCAAAGCCAUUCGUGGUAUGGUUCCGCAUAAGACUUCACGUGGUGCAGCUGCUCUAGGUCGCCUCAAGAUUUUCGAAGGAAUACCACCUCCAUACGACAAACAAAAACGUAUGGUUAUCCCUGCUGCAUUAAAAGUUUUACGCCUUAAGCCUGGUCGCAAAUAUACCACAAUUUCUCGUCUUUCCUCCGAAGUUGGUUGGAAAUAUGGAGAUAUUGUUAAGAAACUUGAAGAGAAACGUAAAGUCAAGAGUAAGGAAUUCUAUGAGCGUAAGAAAAAACAAGCAAGAUUACAGGCCCAAGCUUUGAAGAAUAAGGCUACUGAGUUGAAAGAUAUUCAACAAACGAUUUCGACUUUUGGUUAUUAA